Molecule: messenger RNA, 2124 nt
Organism: Setaria italica (foxtail millet)
Lineage: Eukaryota; Viridiplantae; Streptophyta; Magnoliopsida; Poales; Poaceae
Exons: 1
Coding region: 605-1552 (315 amino acids)
Cellular component (GO): membrane
Source: RefSeq, a predicted model, not a curated record
UUUCUCUCUCUAGCUGCCCUGCAAUCUCGCUCCCUCCUCGUCUUCAAUCCCCAACCAAACCCCCCUCCACUCUCACUCUCGCCCGCGUCGCAAUCAUUCGUGGGGGCGCUGUGCUGCGGUGUGCUUUAAUCCCUCCCCUUCCCAAAUUUCUGUGGCGUCCAGUCUCUCCGCUUGGAUUUCGCCAGGAUUGAGUAAUCGCCUCCCUCCUCUUCUCCUCCCAAUUUCUCUCUUUUCCAUCUGGGUCGCGUCUGCUUCUUCCCGAUUUGGUGCCAUCCCACCACUUCUUGUUGGACUCCGUCCGUCACACCUGUCCUCCUCGCUUCCAUCGCCAUUGCCGCUCUCCCUUUCUCUCUGCUAAAGCCGCCUGCUUUCUUGGACCGGCUCGGGUCGGGGCUCGCCACGGCCGGGCGUAAAUGCCCGUCCGUGCGGAGGAUCCCAGCCUUCUCCGCUCCAAAUCUUGUCCUUGUUCCCCCCAAUUAAGAGCAGGACAAGAUUCUUCGACGCUCCCUAAUCCUAGUAGCCAGAGAUGACAAAUUCGUCCUGACUACUCUUGCCCAGGCAGGCUCUCCGGCGGCGGCUCAGCUCUGGGAGCCGCCCCACUGCUAUGGGCUUCUUGAUCUGCGCCUGCCUCCUCCAGCUCCUGCUCUUGGCGACCUCUUCCGGGGUGGCGGCGCAGUCGCAGCCGCUCUCGCCUGAGAGGAUCCUCGACGCGACGCUGCAGGACUACGCGUACCGGGCGUUAGUGCGCCCGCGCACCGGCAUUGUCUACAACGCCACCCUCCCCGCCAACCUCACCGGCAUUGCGGUCUCCGCGGUCCGCCUGCGCAGCGGCAGCCUGCGCCGGAAGGGCUUCGCGGACUACCUCGAGUUCGGCAUCCCCACCGGCGUCGUCGUGCAGCCGCACGUCGAGCGGGUGGUGCUCGUCUACCACAACCUCGGCAAGUCGUCGGACAGCUACUACCCGCUCCCCGGGUACACUUACCUCGCGCCGGUGCUCGGGCUGCUGGUCUACGACGCGGCCAACCUGUCGGCCGUGGGUCUGCAGGAGCUCGACAUUAUCGCGUCAGGGAGUCCGAUUUCUGUGACUUUCAGCGAUGUCAGGUCGGUGCCGGCAGGCAGUGCAGCGCCGCGGUGUGUGGUGUUCGAUUUGAAUGGCGUGCCGCAGUUCCGGGACCUGGAGGCAACCAAUCUGUGCUCGACGUAUCACCAAGGGCACAUCUCAAUUGUGGUGAACUCCAGUGAGAUUGCCCCGGCUCCUGCUCCACCUGGCACAAUUUCCCCUCCGAUACCGACAGAGGGAGGUCAUAAGAAGGGAAGCUCAAAGGCGUGGAAGAUUGCCGUCAGCGUGGUUGGGGCUGCUGUAGCAUUGGGGCUGUUGGCUGCGCUUUUGUUGUGUUUGGUCAGGUACAAAAGGGAUAAGAAGUUGGAGGUUAUGGAACGGAAUGCGGAGGUUGGGGAGACAUUGCGGAUGGCUCAAGUUGGGCGGACGCAGGCACCUGUGGCCUUAGGGACACGGACACAACCGGUGAUUGAGAACGAUUAUGCUGCAUAGUAUUCUUUUGAGCUUUUUGCAGAGUUCUAGUCUAGUAACAGAAAGGCUUGAUAGUUAUGGCUAGCAAGGGGGUCGUCCAUCGGUUGGUUGGGGCAGCAAAUUUUCCAUAUCCAUGAAGGUGAUGCUAACGGCUAAUUUCAGAGCUCAGGUUCUGCUCCAUGAGGGUUCAGCACAUUUUUUUGGUGGGUUUGUUCAGAAGGUUGCAUUUUGGACUGCAAGCAAUGGCUAUUGUUCAUGUUCAUAGUUGCCAUGUUCAUAUGUGGGGAGUUCCUUUAUCUCCAAGCAAGCAAUGGAGGCGAAACGUUUGUCGUGUCAGAUUUGGAAGCCUCAGAUAUUUUUUUUUGGUUUGAUGUAUCCAAAAGAAAAUGUGCUUGGCAAUAAAGCUGAGGUAACAUUCAUUGCACAUUGCGUCAUGCUGUGUCGGAGAAAUUCAUUCAUCCAGUUUCAAUUUGACUUCAUUUCUUUUCCUUCUCCAUUUCAUGUUUAGACAACUGCUAAGAUGAUGCAGUGAUGUACAUGUUUGCUUACCUAGUUUUGUGGUAAUUGAUCUGAUUCUGAUAAUUUAGAUUCCA